Molecule: messenger RNA, 2324 nt
Organism: Scylla paramamosain (green mud crab)
Lineage: Eukaryota; Metazoa; Arthropoda; Malacostraca; Decapoda; Portunidae
Product: alkylglycerol monooxygenase-like
Exons: 9
Coding region: 112-1479 (455 amino acids)
Biological process (GO): lipid biosynthetic process
Cellular component (GO): endoplasmic reticulum
Molecular function (GO): glyceryl-ether monooxygenase activity; iron ion binding
Source: RefSeq, a predicted model, not a curated record
CAGAGAUUCACUUGCUCUCGUUACACUCUGUCCUCGUCUUCCAUUCUGAGAAGUUGAGUUUGUGAGUCUUGCUUGCUAUAUCACUCUGCUCACUCGCUCACUCGCUCAGCAAUGGCCGCAGCAGGAAAUACCACCUUGUUCGGUCUGCGUGCGAUGAUGUAUGGUCUCACGCCUCAAGAGAUCUACGUGCACAGUAUCAAGGAUGUGCCGGACGUGCUGUUGUGGACGCGGCCUUACUUCCUGCUGUUUAUAUUCCUCGACCUGGUGGUGAUGGCAGUGCUGGGCGACAAGAAUUUUCGCCUCAAUGUUGUUCUCGUUAACUUCACUCUGGGAUACACUACUGAGGCGGCCACGAAGUUCGUGGCCCGCGGCAUGGAGCUGACGGCCUACAUUUGGAUCUACUACAACCACCGCCUUCUCAGCCUGCCCUUCGACUCCCUCACCACCUACGUGCUGUGCGUGAUUGGCGUGGAUCUGUGCACGUACUGGUGGCACAGGAUGGUGCAUGAGAUCUCGUUCAUGUGGGCAGCCCAUUACUUGCACCACAGCUGUGAGGAUCUCAACACGGCAGUUGCUGCUCGGAUAUCGAUCUCCAUGCUGCCCUUCAAAUGGGUGUACUACCUUCCCCUCGCCUUCCUGGGUGUGCCUCCUCCUCUCUUCAUCAUUCACGGCCAGCUGAAUUUAAUGUUCACAGUCUGGACUCACAGCAACUUGUGGCCCAAGAUGCACAAGAUCAUCCCUGUCCUUGGGCACUUCAUCGAGUUCGUCUUCGUAACCCCGAGUCACCAUCGCGUCCACCACGGAGCUAACAAGUACUGUAUCGACAAGAACUACGGGGCGUUCCUGAUCGUCUGGGACCGCUUGUUUGGAACGUUCGCCGAGGAGAGGGAGGAUGAGGAACUCGUGUUUGGAGUUAUUGACCAAAAGGACAACAACCACUUCAUUGGUCUUGAGGUCGAUCCCUGGCGGGUGCUGUGGGAGCGCUUCGCCGCCGCCAAGACCCCCGGGGACAAGCUGAGGACUCUGAUAUACGGCCCAGGGUGGUCCCCAGGUCAGCCCCGCCUUGGACACCCCGAUGAUAUCCCUGACGUGCGCGGCAGGAAGAAGCACCAUUUCGAAUCUCCCCCUUGGUUAAGCCUCUACGUGACCUUGCACUGUCUUCUCCUCUUUGUUGGCAUCACUGAAAUGAACAUCAGAAUAUCGACGGUCAGCAUGGGCCUGGGACUCCUGCACUUUGCCUACGUGUUGCUUUCGGGCGGCUCCCUCGGCGGGUUGUUCACGGCUCACCGCGCCUCUCUGCAGCUUGAGCCAGUGCGCCUCCUUCUGUCGCUUCCCUUGUGUCAUCUGCUGCAUGUCUUCGCCUCGCGCCCCCUCGUCGCCUGCUUGACCGUCACCAACACCGUCAGCCUGCUCCUGUGGCCGCUCGUCAGGACACAGGCGCUCAAGCUGGCUGCCAGGAAGGAGGCAAAGGCAGAAUAAGUGUCUGGGUUGUCAGAAUGCGCGCGAUAGGAACCAAGGAAGCUCAAGUCUAUAAUCUACCUUGAUCUUGGGUGCAUAUGAAGGGUCUUUUCCUGUUCGGUUCUAUGACGCAUUUAACGACAUUGAAUUAGUAAAUGGCAGUAGUGUUAUGUGCUCGUAUCUUGACUGGUCACCACCUCGUGAGGACCGCUAGGUCUGUUGUGGCCUUUGUAUCUAUGUAACUUUAUGACUGUUUGUGAGAGAGAGAGAGAGAGAGAGAGAGAGAGAGAGAGAGAGAGAGAGAGAGAGAGAGAGAGAGAGAGAAUUUCUGUAUGUCUCUACGAUAUGUAUGUACGACUUCUGGCUAGAACAAACGUGCGUGUGCCUGUAUUUUCAAACACUCUCUCAACAUGACUACUUUCAAAGGCUACAGAGAUGAUUAGGCGAGUUCUCAUGAAUGUUUACCUGACUGACGUUGUAGAAUCUUCGUUAAACUAUCAUGGAAUCGUCUUCAAAAACCCCCAACAGCUCCCGUCAGUACAUUUUAAGAAUACAUGAGAUGAGACGCCACAAAGCUUGGCAAUGCCGUAAAAUAUGUAGCUGUGUAGACGUCGUCAAUACCACUCCCUGUCUUCUUGUGGAUCGUGAAAUGGACGAGGUUGGAAGGCUGGAAAUUCCCGACGUGGGGGAGUUUUACUUCUAACUGACUAGAGAAAGUUUGUAUUUCUUAUUCAAACCUAUUAUAUUCUAAUUUCUUUCCCGUUCCUUCUUAUUGAUUUCAUGGGUUUGUUUUCGCGUUAUUUUUUUUUUCGACUUCACCUAGUGUGUAAAAAAUAUAUAUAAAUAAAUAACAAGUUGUAGUUUAA